Messenger RNA from Danio rerio (zebrafish), 3304 nucleotides. Lineage: Eukaryota; Metazoa; Chordata; Actinopteri; Cypriniformes; Danionidae. The record is from RefSeq and is a predicted model, not a curated record.
GACAGAAGAUCCAGGGUCAGAGAAACACAAGUGUCCGGUCGGCCUACAAUUGAAACCGCCUCUGCCUAAAGCUCAGCCCUCAGAGGGUAUAAAGAGCAGCAGACGCUCCAGUCCAGCUUCAGACCAGCUUUACCUGCGCUACAUCACAACUACAGCUACUCAAUACUACUGCAAUGCUGUCCCGGACAGUGUUUGUUCCGUUGAUCUUGGCGUUUGUGGGUGUCUCCAUCUCAGCCCCAGUGAGCAAUAACAAUGGAACUGAUAACGACGAAUCAGCUGCAGACCAGCGACACAUCUUUACUGUUCAGUUUAAUGUUGGUACUCCAGCGCCUGCAGAUGGAGACUCAGUAACUACAGACGGCAAAGACUCCGCAGAGAAAAAUGAAGCUCCCGGUGACUCGUCUGACACCACUGAAAAACCAGGAACUACAGACGGAAAAGAUUCAGCAGAGCAACAUGGAGUAACUACAGACGGAAAAGAUGAAGCAGAGCAACAUGGAGUUACUACAGACGGACAAGAUUCAGCAGAGAAACGUGGAGAGGCUGAUGGGGCUCCUGACAAACCAGACACACAAAACGGAACAGACGACACGGACUCAGACCAAGAGACAGAUGCAUCGCAUCACAAAACUGGAGAUUCAGAUGAGAACAAAGACAAACCGUCAGCCGAGGACCACACAGACGGCAAUCACGCUGGAAAAGAUUCAACUGAUUCAAAGGAAUCACCAGACACCACUGACAAGCCAGAAGGACCAGACUCAGAUUCAGCCCCAGAUGGAGACUCUGCAAGUGCAGAAAAGACUGAUUCUGAUCAUUCACCUGAUGAGGACGCAAACAAAUCCUCCACAGCAGAUAAAGAUGAUACAUCUGACAAGGAUUCUUCACAGACAGAUGAAAAGCACGACUCUGAUGCCUCCGACAAAGACGAAAAACAUGAAGACAAAGAUGAAAAGAGCGACGAGAAAGACUCCAGUAAAGACUCGGAAGACAAGAGUCAAGAAAAGUCUGACAAAAGUGACGACGGCAGCAACUCCGAGGCUGACGAGCAGAAAGAAUCUGUCGAAUCCAAAGACCACGAUUCGGACUCACAAGACUCCGACAGCGCAGAGAAGAAGGAAAAGCAUGAUGAUAAAGACCAGGACUCCUCGGAUUCAGCUGACUCUAAAGACAGCGAUGAGGAUAAAGAUAAAGAUCACAGCGAGCAGAAGGACUCUGAAGACCACGAACACAAAGAAAAGCACACCAAAGACAAGGAGGAGCAUAAAGACAGCGAUGAGGGGAAAGAUGACGAGGACAAAUCCAAGUCAGACGAACACGACAAAGACGAGUCUGAAUCAAAAGAAGCUAGCAAGUCCGAUGAGAGUGAACAAGAGGAAAAGAAAGACGACAAAUCUGAUUCUGACAACUCCAGUCGGGAUUCACAUUCAGACUCCGACUCUGAUUCACAUUCAGACUCCGACUCUGAUUCACAUUCAGACUCACACUCUGAUUCUGAUUCUGAUUCACACUCUGAUUCUGAUUCUGACUCAGAUUCGGAUUCGGACUCAGACUCAGAUUCCGAUUCAGAUUCGAACAGCAGAGAUAAAGAUGAGAAGAAAGAUAAGAGCUCAGAGUCCAGAGAUGAAGACAGUUCGGACAGCGACAGCAAAAGCAACUCGGAGAGCUCAGAAACUGCUGAAGAAGACACUAAUGACGACAAGGACUCCAGUGUGGAAAAGGACAAAACAGAUUCGUCUGACAGUGCAUCGGUAGAGGCAAAUGACUCUGACGAUGAGCAUGACGACGACUCCAAAGAUGCUACACCAUCAAGUGAGGACCACACUGCUGAAAAAACUGACGAAGACAGCCAUGAUGUUUCAGAUGAUGAUGACGACAUUGAUGCUCAUGAUGAUGAAGCUGGGGUUGAGCAUGGCACAGAUGAGGCUUCUAAACCCCACCAGGAACCAGAUCAUCAUGACGACACAACACAUGGAUCAGAUGAUGGCAGGAAAACUUCUAUGCCGAUUUCCUAGCAACGAGGACUCAAGAACACUAUAACAGAUUUUCCUGAAGAGACUUUUCAAAAGAAGAAUCAACUGAGACAGUCAAGAUAACCAGAGUUUCACGUCCCAUUAAAACACAUUGACAUGUCUUUCUCUCUCUCUCCCUCUUUCUCUCUCAUAUGGUGAAGGUUCCUUUCCAAGGGCUCUGGGAUGCAGAUUAAAUUAUUCGGCUGUUUGCUGUACAAUUCCGUCAUCUUUAUUUUUUAACUUUGUCCUAAUUCUAGUACUUUUGUAUCAUUUGAUAUAUUAACUUUACCCAUAUUAGAUGGAAAUGCAUGAGGAUCUGGAGUUUGGAAGCUUAGGUUUUUGUCUGUGUGUGUGUGUGUGUAUGUGGGGUCCUAAUAUAUUUCAUUUGGAGUGAUGUAUUAAACCUAGAGAGCAUAGAACUAACUGAAGGCAUCUGAGGAAAGAAUGAAGGAUUAAGAUGAACAUUCUGUUCCAUCAAACCUGGUAUGGUUGUGGUGGUUUGUCCACAUGGUGUCCUCGUCUUUUGACACUGCAGAUAAUUCCCGCUCUCCACUCUCAGAUACAAACACCGGCCUGAAAUGUGACAGAGUGAGAUCUUUUGCAACACCCCAAAUACAUGAUUUAAGGCUGUACACAGUGUAAACAUCUGCUAAUUAACAGUUGUCAUAUUUUUUAGAUUUACAGGUGUUUAAUAUUCAUUUACAGUUUUGAUUUGCAUUUUGGGACCUUGAUCUCUGCUCUGUCAACAUUCGAUCCAUCUCUGCAUUUAAUAAAGUGACUUUUAUUGACAUUUGAGUAGUUUGAAACGAUGUAAAAUAAAUUAUUUAUAUAUGAAUAAGUCUGUAAAAUAACAGGAAAUGUACUGGCAGUGCAUUACCAGGUUUUUGUAAUGUAAUUUACCACACAAAUACAAACAAUAUCAAACUUCGAAUAUCACUUCCAACUAUUAAAAAUGUCAAUAAAAGUAAUUUUUCAAAAUUGUCAACAUGAAAAGCGAAGAUCAAAGUCACACAAAGCAAUUCAAAAGCAUAAAUACUCCACCAAAAAAGAAAUAAAUAAACAAAACAUGGAUCACAAAACACGGACAGCUGUUCAUUUAUGGAUAUUUCUACAGUGCAUUUUCUUAUAGAAUCUCUGAUGUCUUUGUCUAUGUGGAGGAAUACUAAUAAACUAGCAAUGUACGAGCACAGAUUGUUCUGAAAACUGUUUCAAAAAAAUAUUUUGUAUAGAUUUAAAGUCAAUUUAAUAUGUACACAGGGAGCAAAUCUAAUAAAGACUGGGUUGUCAGAAAAUCA